UUAGAACUGGGGAAGAGUGACAGGGGGCAAUUAGCACUGGGAGUAGAGGGACAGGGGGCAAUUGGCACUGGGAGUAGAGAGACAGGGGGCAAUUAGCACUGGGAGUAGAGAGACAGGGGGCAAUUAGCACUGGGAGUAGAGAGACAGGGGGCAAUUAGCACUGGGAGUAGAGGGACAGGGGGCAAUUAGCACUGGGGGUAUAGGGACAAAAGGAAAUUAACACAGGGGGUAAAAGGGACUACUAGCAGGCAGAUAGUAAGUAAUUAUUCUUGAUUGCCUGGGCCCUCACAGGCUGAUAUAAUCUAGGACCUGGGCUGAUUUAGACAUCCUCCAUCAUGGCUCAGUCCCCUACUAAACCAUCAGACUCAGCCUUAGUGCAGGGCAGCCCCUCCUGCCUCCCAGCUGCACUCAGUGGCCUCAUUGACAACCCUCAGUUCAGUGACGUCACAUUCGUGGUAGGAAAGCGACGUCAGGUCAUUCACGCUCAUCGCUGCAUCUUGGCCAGUCGUUGUAAGGUUUUCCAUGGCAUGUUCCUCAAUCAGUUAAAGGAGAAGAAGUCCUCUGAGGAGUUGCAGGUUCCGUUUGUGUUGGCAGACAUGAAUCCCGAUGUCUUCCUGGCCGUGUUGGAGUUCCUCUAUACCAACAGUGUAACUCUCAACAGUGUCAUUACCCUGGAGGUGCUAACUUCGGCCGUGGAGUAUGGAUUGGAUGACCUGCGAAAGCUCUGUGUGGAGUUUAUCACGAAGACCCUGACAGUAGAGCUGGCGUGUGAAGCCUUGCAGGCUGCUGUGACUUACGGACAGACCGAUUUACGCCAGAAGUGCCUGGCUUACAUUGAGCGCUUUACAAUGGAAAUCAUUAAGACUCAGAGUUUCCGAGAGCUCUCAGACCUGGGACUUCUCAGCAUAUUGCAGAGUAACCGUCUGACUAUUGAUGAGGUGCCACUGAUCCAUGCUGUGCGGGAGUGGGCCCACGUGAGCUCAGUUGUUCUCGACUUGCCCGUCCCUCGAAUUGCUGUGGAUGUGGUGAAGGAGCUUCGCCUCUUCCUUCUCUCCCUUGAAGAGCUAACAAAGUUGGAAAACGAGAACCUCCAGGAUGAGCUUAUACCGGAGAGUCAGAUUGCCCAAGCCUGGAAAUUUCAUGCCCUGAAGAAAGUCAGUGACUUGCCAGCCCAUCAAUGUCACCGACGGAAAGGGACGCUAGUGAGAGAACACCAUCGUUACCUAGAACCCUAUUCCAAGUGAGGAUAGAGAUCUACACCCGAGGGAGCAACCUGUGACUACGUACACAGCGUUUUGCAAGUAUCCGGAGCGACGAGAACAAACCGCUGUUAGGAAGCAACUCUGAGGACUCUGCUUAAAAGUGGACAUUUAAAUUCUAAUAAUUUUUUUAAAACAUAUUGUUUAAAAAGGACAAGCUUUUGUUUAUUUUUACGUAUAUAGAUUUUCUCUUAAGUGAUUGUAGAUAUGUUGAAAUACACAUG
Pelobates fuscus (common spadefoot toad) is the source of this 1483-nucleotide messenger RNA. RefSeq names its product BTB domain containing 19 (gene BTBD19). The transcript is spliced from 9 exons. The record is from RefSeq and is a predicted model, not a curated record. The coding region runs from base 336 to 1244 and encodes 302 amino acids. NCBI's taxonomy places the organism in Eukaryota, Metazoa, Chordata, Amphibia, Anura, Pelobatidae. Gene Ontology annotation, molecular function: protein binding.